GCGGAUCACAUCCUCGUGGCUACCAACUUCAACGGACAGGGCCGCGGGGAGGUCGCACAGACGCGGAAUGAGCAGUAUGUUCACAAGGCUGCGCCGUUGUAUGUCACCCGGGAGCUGCUCCUCCUCCACAAGGGAGCCCAGGGUAAAAGCG
Molecule: messenger RNA, 151 nt
Organism: Symbiodinium pilosum
Lineage: Eukaryota; Dinophyceae; Suessiales; Symbiodiniaceae
Source: the annotation of a GenBank genome assembly